CCAAGAUGGGCGCCAAGGUCUCACGUUUUAGUCGGUUUUUAAGAAAACCUAUUGAAACACAGGGCCGAAUUGAUAAAAUAUUGGAAUCUAAGCCAAUUAGUGCACCUAAGCAUCCAUCUUCUAGAGAAGCUAUCGAAAAAAUAACAUCAGAAACUCACGAGGACUUCAAAAUUAGGGACAGUAAAGAUGAAAAGUUUUUGAAUGCGUUGAAAGACUUCAAAGUAGAUUCUACAGAUGUCAAAAUGGAUAAAACUACAUCUUCACGGCCACUUCCUCAAGAAAGAAGUUCCCAAAGUUCACUCCUAACAACAGAAAUAGCAAAGGGAAAAAUUUCAUCUCAAAAUCUAAAUGAWCUCUUUGAAAAACAUUUGAAUGACCCCAGUGAAUGGACUGAACAAAAACUGUCAAAUCACUACAAACUAAAUGAACAAGAUGUGGAAAAUUUAUUAAAAUAUUUCAGUGGAUAUGCUGUGGUACAAAGGAAGGAAUUACCAAAACCUUUGGAAGAAGUUGGUUUCAUUGAUUGAAUUGUGGAAGUUUUUCUUGGGUUUCCUGUGUUAUUGGGCGUACACAGGAGUCCCAAUGAAUACACAGUCAACACAUGAUUAUGAAGAGUUUCACGACUUUCACUGAUGACGAGCUUAUCUCAAUAAAAAAUGGUUGAACACCAACAGAGUAAAUAAAACGAUUCUACAGGUACAACAAAAAGAUUCAUUUGUUAUCUACGAUUUUAUCCUCGCAUUUCGUUUAGCCCUUAUAGCUCUGUGGAACUGAGGGACUAUAGCCUUCGCAGGUCUUUCAAUAAAAAAGCUCAAUUACGUUGAUAUAUUAUAUUGUUUUUUUUCGCAGUAAUUUUAGACUUCAUGUGACGCUCGAACAAAGUAUGACGGUAUAAUGUAGUCCCCUUGGAGUCGAAUCACCAGUGAGUUUUCGCGUGUUUUCUUUCAAAAAUUCAAGUUGUUUUGGGUUCUCGUGUGACCCAAGUUGAAGGAAUACGGGAUACAAUUUAUUAUUAUUUUUAGAAAACAACAACAACAACAAAAAGAAAACAAGUUCGAGGAUUCACCUCCCAUCAUGCUUUGCUCGAGAUAACKGCGUCGUUACRUUGCCUAUUGAUAUUUUCCUUAAAUAUUGUGUUUUAACACAGCGCAAAUAUCAAUUUAAUACCACCWAGUGCUUGGAUUACAUUCAUUAAUGUAUUUUAAGGUUUACAAGUCUUAUCAUCAGCACACACCGGUGACCUUACGAGCGAAUUUCCUUCAGACCGCGCACUAGACAUACCUUUUGUUAUAUCGGAUAGUAAUGUCGUUAUAUUUACACACGGGGAACUAUUUAUAGAGUUCUUUACGCCCACAUAGCUCGUAAUCCAUGAUAUUCGUUUAUCACGGUGUAUCUCGUCAGGAGCUAUUCACUGCUUGCAAUAAAAUGAACAGAGAUUUAACCAUGAUGUGAAUGCGGUCGUUUGCGAAUAUCUGGUCGUUGUGUAGAGGCAGUCGUGCAGUAUGAAUAUGUGUUGGGGCUGGUCAUUGUGCACAAGGUGGUCGUAUAAAGAUGUAUUCAUUCUGAGUAGAUGGUGGUUUAACAAAAACGUGUAAAGAUUAUCUGUACAUCAUUCAUAUUGUGCGGCUUGACCAUUCUGCAAGGGAUGGCCGUUCUUUAAGUAAUGUUUUUGUCGCAAAACUGAAAUAAUACCUUCCAACUACGCUCA
Molecule: messenger RNA, 1708 nt
Organism: Exaiptasia diaphana
Lineage: Eukaryota; Metazoa; Cnidaria; Anthozoa; Actiniaria; Aiptasiidae
Product: NADH dehydrogenase [ubiquinone] 1 alpha subcomplex assembly factor 4
Exons: 3
Coding region: 6-527 (173 amino acids)
Biological process (GO): mitochondrial respiratory chain complex I assembly
Cellular component (GO): mitochondrion
Source: RefSeq, a predicted model, not a curated record